AUAACUAGUGAGCCUGUGCUCCGCAACAAGAGAAGCCACCUCGAUGAGAAGCUCAUACACCACAACUAGAGAGUAGCCCCUGCUUGCUGCAAAUAGAGAAAACCCUGCACGGCAAUGGAAGACUUGGUGCAGCCAAAAAUAAAUAAAAUUUAAAAAUGAAAGGUCCUGGGUGCCAGCCCAUUCUGAUAGAACAGUCCAACACGGUAUCAAUUAGGCUGGUGGGGAAAUGACUGUAAUCUUGGGCAAAAUUUCCUCAUCUGUAAGAUGAGAAUAAUCAAACUGACUUCAUACUAUAAUUGUCAAGCUGGAUGCCCACACAUAGAAAAUGACCCACAACACAAAACUGUGAUGACAUCCUUUCUCCCCUUCCAGUCUACUGAUGGAAUCCUCACUUUUUGCUGGGCACACAGCUGUACCAAACAGACUAUAUUUCCCAGCCUCCCUUGCAGCUCAGUAAUGUCAUGUGACUGAGUUCUGGGCUAUGGGAUGGAAGCAGAAGGGUUGGAUGGCACCCACAGCCCAAUCCAAAAGGAAAUCAGUUCUGAAUAUUCAUUGGAAGGACUGAUGCCAAAGCUGAAACUCCAGUACUUUGGCGACCUGAUGCGAAGAACUGACUCGUUGGAAAAGACCCUGAUGCUGGAAAAGAUUGAGGGCAAGAAGAGAAGGGGACAGCAGAGAAUGAGAUGGUUGGAUGGCAUCACCGACUCGAUGGACAUGGGUUUGAGCAAGCUCCAGGAGCUGAAGGACAGUUCCCUGUCCUUCACUGGCGUGCUGUAGUCUAUGGGGUCACAAAGAGAUGGACACGACUGAGCGACUGAAGUGAACUCAUCUUCUAAAGAUGGCUCCUAAGAACCUUCCACUCCUUCUUCCUUUUCUAAUUUCCUGCUGAGAAAAGAAGAAAAACGAAAGGCAAAGGAGAAAAAUACACCCAACUGAAUGUAGAGUUCCAAAGACUAGCAGGAAGAGAUAAGAAAGCCUUCUUAAGUGAACAGUGCAAAGAAAUAGAGGAAAACAAUAGAAUGGGACUAGAAAUCUCUUCAAGAAAAUUAAGAGAUAGCAAGGGAAUAUUUCAUGUGAAGAUGGGCACAAUAAAGGACAGAAACGGCAAGGACCUAACAGAAGCAGAAGAGAUUAAGAAGAGGUGGCAAGAAUAUACAAACUGUACAAAAAAGGUUUUAAUGACUUGGAUAACCAUGACGGUGUGGUCACUUACCUAGAGCUAGACAUCCUGGAGUAUAGUCAAGUAGGCCUUAGGAAGCAUUUCUAUGAACAAAGCUAAUGGAGGUAAUGGAAUUUCAGCUGAGCUAUUUCAAAUCCUAAAAGAUGAUGCUAUUAACGUGCUGCACUCAAUAUGUCAACAAAUUUGGAAAAUGCAGCAGUGACCAGAGGACUGGAAAAGGUCAGUUUUCAUUCUAAUUCCAAAGGGCAAUGCCAAAGAAUGUUCAAACUACCACAUAAUUGUGCUCAUUUCACACGCUAGCAAGGUAAUGCUCAAAAUCCCUCAAGCUAGGCUUCAACAGUAUGUGAACCAAGAACUUCCAGAUGUACAAGGUGGAUUAGAAAAGUAGAGGAACCAGUGAUCAAAUUGCCAACAUCCGUUGGAGCAUAGAAAAAGCAAGAAAAUUCCAGAAAAACUUCUGCUUCAUUGACUAUGCUAAAGCCUUUGACUGUGUGAAUCACAACAAACUGUGGAAAAUUCUUAAAGAGAUGGGAAUACCAGACCACCUGACCUGCCUCCUGAGAAAUCUGUAUGCAGGUCAAGAAGCGACAGUUAGAACCAUACAUGGAACAAUGGACUGGCUCAAAAUUGGGAAAGAAGUACGUCAAGGUUGCAUAUUGUCACCCUGCUUAUUUAACUUAAAUGCAGAGUACAUGAUGCAAAAUACCGGGCUGGAUAAAUCACAAGCUGAAAUCAAGCUUGCUGAGAGAAAUAUCAACAACCUCAGAUAUACAGAUGAUACCACCCUAAUGGCAGAAGGCAAGAAGGAAUUAAAGAGCCUCUUGAUGAAAGAGAAAGAGGAAAAUGAAAAAGCUGGCUUACAACUCAACAUUCAAAAAACUAAGAUCAUGGCAUGCAGUCCCACCAUUUCAUGGCAAAUAGACUGGGAAAAAAUGGAAACAGUGACAGAUUUUAUUUCUUGGGCUCCAGAAUCACUGUGGACAGUGACGGCAGCCAGGUGCUUGUUAGAAGACAGGUAGGUGCUUGUUCCUUGGUAGAAAAGCUAUGAUGAACCUAGACAGCAUAUUAAAAAGCAGAGACAUCGCUUUUCCGGUAAGCAGCUGACCCCUAAAAAUGGUGCACUAUUCACUCGACCCAGAAAACCCCACAAAAUCAUGCAAAUCAAGAGGUUCAAAUCUUCGUGUUCACUUUAAGAAUACUCGUGAAACUGCCGAGGCCAUAAAGGGUAUGCAUAUUCGAAAAGCCACCAAGUAUCUGAAGGAUGUCACUUUAAAGAAGCAAUGUGUGCCAUUCCGUCGUUACAAUGGUGGAGUUGGUAGGUGUGCACAGGCCAAACAGUGGGGCUGGACGCAGUGUCGGUGGCCCAAAAAGAGUGCUGAAUUUUUACUACACAUGUUCAAAAAUGCAGAGAGUAAUGCUGAGCUUAAGGGCUUAGAUGUAGAUGCUCUGGUCAUUGAGCACAUCCAAGUGAACAAAGCCCCCAGGAUGCGGCGCAGGACUUACAGAGCUCACGGUCGGAUCAACCCCUACAUGAACUGUCCCUGCCACAUCGAGAUGAUCCUUACUGAAAAAGAACAGAUUGUUCCUAAACCAGAAGAGGAGGUUGCACAGAAGAAAAAGAUAUCCCAGAAGAAACUGAAAAAGACAAAAACUUAUGGCCCGGGAAUAAAUGCCGCAGAAAAUAAAUGCAAAUAAAAGUAAAAAAAAAAAAUAAAAUAAAAAGCAGAGACAUCACUUUCCUGACAAAGGUCUGUAUAAUCAAAGCUAUAGUUUUCCAACAGUCAUGUACAGGUGUAAGAAUUAGACCAUAAAGAAGGCUGAACGCUAAAGAAUAGAUGCUUUUGAGCUGUGGUGCUGGAGAAGACUCUUAAGAGUCCCUUGGACUGCAAGGGGAUCAAACCGGUUAAUCCUAAAGGAAAUCAACCUUGAAUAUUCAUUGGAAGGAUUGAUGCUAAAGCUGAAGCUCCAGUACUCUGGCCACCUGAUAUGAAGAGCUGACUCAUUGGAAAAGACCCUGAUGCUCAGAAAGAUUGAAGGCAGGAGGAGAAGCGGAUGACAGAGGACGAGAUGGUUGGACGGCAUCACCAACUCAAUGGACCUGAGUUUGAGCAAACUCUGGGAGAUAGUGAAGGACAGGAAAACCUGGCGUGCUGCAGUCCAUGGGGUUGUAAAGAGUUUGACACCACUAAGCAACUGAACAGCAAGCCGAGUGGAGCAUGGAAAUUUUGCCUGAAGCUCAAGACGUAUCUUGGACUAUGAGUGGUAAGUCAGUCAACGCUAAGAUGUCGGAGAAACAAGAGACAGGAGCCUGGAUCUGCCUACAUGUCCCAGACUGCCCACCUCUCCACUUCCUUAGGUGAGAAACAGCUGUCAUUAUUUUUUCUGUCACUUGUGGUCAAGGCAGUUAUCACUGCCUUGUAAUAUGACCAUUACUACGGAGCUCUCUGGGCUUCCCAGGUAGUGCUAGUGGUAAAGAACCCUCCUGCCAAUGCAGGAGAUGUAAGAGACGCAGGUUCGAUCCCUGGGUUGGGAAAAUCCCCUGGAGGAAGGCAUGGCAACCCACUUCAGUAUUCUUGCCUGGAGAGUCUCCAUGGACAGAGGAGCCUGGUGGGCUACAGCCCAUAGGGUCACAGUCAGACCCGACUGAAGCGACUUAGCACACACACAUGCACAGAGCUCUCUGGCCACAUCCGGAAGCUCUGCCCAUGGAUCCAAAAAUAGGGAGACACAUGAGUGCUGGAAGUCCGCAGUGCCUCGUGCUGCUCCGGUUUGGCCCUCAUGCUCUGUAGCCUUGGGCAGUUUCUGCCUCUCUCUGCACUUCAGCUUCCACACAGGCACAGCUGAACCCCCCUCAACUUGUCACCCUGCCUGUUACGCUCCUCCUUCCUUAGGCUGCUCACCCUCGACACUCUUGGAGUCCCCUUCCU
Dama dama (fallow deer) is the source of this 4107-nucleotide messenger RNA. Its product is annotated as large ribosomal subunit protein uL22-like. Lineage: Eukaryota; Metazoa; Chordata; Mammalia; Artiodactyla; Cervidae. The record is from RefSeq and is a predicted model, not a curated record. Gene Ontology annotation, biological process: cytoplasmic translation. Gene Ontology annotation, molecular function: structural constituent of ribosome. The coding region runs from base 2294 to 2875 and encodes 193 amino acids. The transcript has a single exon. Gene Ontology annotation, cellular component: ribosome; cytosolic large ribosomal subunit.